This is a messenger RNA of Lactuca virosa, 972 nucleotides long. The record is from the annotation of a GenBank genome assembly. NCBI's taxonomy places the organism in Eukaryota, Viridiplantae, Streptophyta, Magnoliopsida, Asterales, Asteraceae.
AUGAUUUCUUUUGCUUCUUUUUGUGUAAUUUUCUCAGUUUUAUUUACAACAAUUCCAUCGGUGAAAUCUCAAUCAUUACGACCCACCGGUGAAAUCUUUUUUUCACCAAGAUUUCUUGACUCCGUUCUCCAAGACUAUGCUUUCCGAGCACUUUCCCGGCACCGUCCGAGGACCGGAGUUGUCUACGACGGUAAUGUGCCGUCUAAUUUGACUGGAAGUACCGUCUCUGCCCUCCGCCUGAGAAGUGGUAGCUUGAGGAAAAGAGGGUUUCAUGGGUACAAAGAGUUUGAUAUCCCCAAGGGCAUCUUGGAGAAUCCGUACGUUGAGAGGGUUAUUUUGGUCUAUCAUAAUUUGGGUAACUGGUCGUCGGUUUACUAUCCUUUACCAGGCUAUUCGUUUUUGUCGUCGGUGGUGGGUUUAUUGGCUUACAAUGCAGUUAAUUUGACGGCAAAAGGGUUGCCGGAGCUGGAUCUCUGGACAUCGGAAAACCCCAUUUUGAUAAAGUUCGAAACUUUGGGGGUUGCGCCAGAUGGGGUUUUGCCAAAAUGUGUGUUUUUUGAUUUAUUUGGUGGAGUUGCGUUUGAUCGUGUGCAAAAUGGGAGCAUUUGUUCGAGUGUAACCCAAGGGCAUGUCGGUAUAGUGAUAGAAGAGAGGACACCGGCGCCAGUGCCGGCGCCGCCAAAAGUGCCGGAGUAUCCUAUUGCUGGUGGCGAAGGUAGUGGUGGUGGCGGAGGGAGGAAGAAAGGGUGGUGGGUUGGUGGUUCGGUAGCCGGUGGGGUUUUGCUGGCGACGGUCUUGGUGGUGUUGGUGUUGUGGGUGAGGUGGUGUAGCGGGAGGAAGAGGAUAGGGAAGAUGAAAGCUGCAGCGGAGGGCGGUGCUACGUUAGCGGUGACCGCCGUUGGUCGUGCUAAGGUACCGGUGGCGAUGGGUACUCGGACAAAACCAGUUUUGGAAAAUGAAUAUGUAAGCUAG